Messenger RNA from Oikopleura dioica, 264 nucleotides. NCBI's taxonomy places the organism in Eukaryota, Metazoa, Chordata, Appendicularia, Copelata, Oikopleuridae. The record is from the annotation of a GenBank genome assembly.
AUGUUCGGUCGUCUUGCUACCCGCGUUGCUCCCCGACUUGCCCGACCUAUGGUCCGAAACGCCAGUACCAAGAUUGUCCCAGUCGAAGCUGAAGUUUCUACUGCUUACGACGCCGUUCUCGUCGCUUUCUACGCCUGGUUCGUCGCCUACAACCUUCGACGAGUCGUUGGACGAAGCUACACUCCAAUGGACUAUGAGGACAUCAAGGUCAUCAACAACUACUUCGGCCAGUUCCAGCUCCCAUAUCCUUUCACCUCUGGAUAA